This is a messenger RNA of Rosa rugosa (rugosa rose), 414 nucleotides long. RefSeq names its product heavy metal-associated isoprenylated plant protein 3-like. The coding region runs from base 1 to 414 and encodes 137 amino acids. Gene Ontology annotation, molecular function: metal ion binding. NCBI's taxonomy places the organism in Eukaryota, Viridiplantae, Streptophyta, Magnoliopsida, Rosales, Rosaceae. The transcript has 3 exons. The record is from RefSeq and is a predicted model, not a curated record.
AUGAAGGGUUUUAAGAAAAGAACCCUGAAGUGGUUCACUACCAAAAAGAAAAAAUCCUUGCAAUGGUUUCAGAGAACAAGGUCUGGAAAAUAUGAACAAGUCUCAGUCUUAAGAGAAGAACCAGAGUCGAACGAAAAAAGAGAGAAAGAAGAACCAGAGGUUUGCCUGGCUGCUGAGCUAGAAUUUAGCAUGCACUGUGACCAUUGUGCAAUUGAUGUCAGAAAUUGCUGCAUCACAGAAAAAGGAGUCGAAUAUGUGGUUUUUGAUAAGGAGAAAAAGCUAGUGAAAGUGGAAGGAAGGUUUGAUCUCAAAAAGCUUAUCGAUCGCCUCCGGAGGAAGGACAAGAUAGUAAUAUUGAUUGGGAAAAAAAUGGAAGAAACUCAGGAACAAGGCGAGUCUCGUGUUCAAAAAUAG